Messenger RNA from Olea europaea var. sylvestris, 1178 nucleotides. RefSeq names its product protein MANNAN SYNTHESIS-RELATED 2-like. The transcript has 2 exons. The record is from RefSeq and is a predicted model, not a curated record. The coding region runs from base 245 to 880 and encodes 211 amino acids. NCBI's taxonomy places the organism in Eukaryota, Viridiplantae, Streptophyta, Magnoliopsida, Lamiales, Oleaceae.
AUGAUGUAGUUUUUCUGUUACUUUCAGGAACUUUGAAGAUGUUUAUGAUGUAGAAAAGUUCAUAACAAGCCUUGACGGUGUAGUGCAAGUCGCUAAAUCUCAGCCUGCUAAAUUAUCAGCACGCAAUCUUGCAGUUGUGAAGGUCCCCAAUCGGGUUACUGAAGAGUACAUUGCAGAAAAUAUUGAACCAGUCUUCAGAAGCAAGGGAAACAUUAGGCUAGCAACUUACUUCCCUUCAGUAAACAUGAAAAAGAAAAAGGAAAAAAGUAAGACUGACUCUAUUGGAUGUUUGGCAAUGUUUGGAGCCCUCGAGCCACAGACAGAAGUUCGUGAAGUUGUUGACUCGUUGGUUAAUCGUCUAAGGACAUUAAGUCGGAAGUCAAAUGGACAGUUCGUGGCAGUUGACCUUAGGCUUGAUAUCUUGGAGAAAAAGGGCUGCCAUAAAAAUAGUGGAUCAAAAAGCUGUUAUGGUCCUCAAGACAUCGCACAAUUUUUGAGAAAGAUUGGCUAUGACAAGGACACAACAGUAUACGUGACUGAAUCAAAAUGGGACAGCAGCCUCGACAGUCUAAAGGACUUCUUCCCAAAAACUUAUACAAAGGAAAGUAUAAUGCCCAUGGAUAAAAAAGACAAAUUCCUUGCCUCAGAAACUUCUGAAUAUGAGAAAGUUAUCGACUACUACAUUUGUUCUGAGAGCGAUGUUUUUGUACCAGCCAUUUCUGGCCUGUUUUAUGCCAAUGUUGCUGGUAAAAGAAUUUCUACAGGCAAGACUCAGAUACUUGUUCCAGCAAGCAUUCCUGGUUCAUCCGCAUCUUCUGGAGAUUUCAUAACUCAUUACGUCUCAAAAAAGAAUCAUUUUGCCUAUUCGUGUUUCUGCUAGUUCUCCUGGAACUGAAUUGAUACACCCACAGACAGCACUUUCAAAAAUGGGGUCAUUUCUCCUGGAUCAAAUUGUUCAGGGUUAAUUUAUUAGUGAAACAGGUUGGUUUUAGAAUUGUAUUGUGUUUUUAUUUAAGAUCAAUAUAAGACCUCUCUUCGAGGAUUCUGCCUAUGUGGUUGUCUUACAAUUACAGACUUUGGAAGAUGUAAUAGCAAAUAUUUGUUGAUUGUGUUGUAAAAUCAUUUUACUCUCUAUUCCUUUGUAACAAAUUUUGCAUCCAAUUUUUGUAGUUUUGCCA